AUGUGGAUCAAGCUAGUGACCAUUCUCGUGGCCGUGUAUGCAGUGCUCGAGGCCAGUUUCCAGACGUGGCUCCCGGCCCACUUCCGCUUCGAUAAGCAGGUGCUCCAGGACCUAGUCCAGGAAACUUUGCAGGCUCAUCCAAACGGCAACGCCACUCAGAUUAUGACCGAUUUGGCGCCCCGCAUCCAGCGUGCGUAUCCUGGGCUCAUCAAUGACUUGAACUUCGACGAUUGGGUGUACAACAAUGCCGGAGGGGCCAUGGGAACAAUGUUCAUUUUACACGCCUCCAUCAGUGAGUACUUGAUUUUCUUUGGCACUGCCGUGGGCACCGAGGGCCACACGGGUGUGCACUAUGCAGACGACUACUUCACGAUUUUGACGGGCCACCAACUGGCGGCGGACCCCUGUUCACUCACGCCCGAAAUCUUCUAUCCAGGCGACCAGCACCACUUGAAGAAAGGCCACGUGAAGCAGUACGCCAUGCCCAGUGGCGGCUUUGCACUUGAAUUGGCCCAGGGCUGGAUUCCUGCCAUGUUGCCCUUUGGCUUUGUAUCCGUGGCGAGCCUGACGCUCGACUUCCAUUCGUUCUACAGGACCGUGUACUUCACGGCAAGAGAUAUGCUCAAGAACUUGGCCCAGGGCAAGUUCUAG
Metschnikowia bicuspidata var. bicuspidata NRRL YB-4993 is the source of this 651-nucleotide messenger RNA. RefSeq names its product C-8 sterol isomerase (gene ERG2). The record is from RefSeq and is a predicted model, not a curated record. Gene Ontology annotation, cellular component: endoplasmic reticulum. The transcript has a single exon. The coding region runs from base 1 to 651 and encodes 216 amino acids. Gene Ontology annotation, biological process: ergosterol biosynthetic process. Lineage: Eukaryota; Fungi; Ascomycota; Pichiomycetes; Serinales; Metschnikowiaceae.